AGCAACUAAAAUUAAAGAAUCAGCUUUAAAAAAUUAAAAAUUUUAUUGUAGAUAAUGAGAAAUUUUCAAUUCUAUAAUUAUCAUUUUGGUGCCAAACUCCAAUAGAACUACUGAAAUGAACCCAAGGUAUUUGGGCUGGUACGAACGGCAUAACCUUUCUCCCAUUUCUCUGUGAUUAACACAUAAGUUUGUUGGAUCCAAGAAAGCCCAAAAUCCCAAAACAUUGUAAAAUAAGUUUCUACUACUUUUCUACUGAACCCAACAGCUACUAAACCGACAACAAAAAUGAUCUCUUGCUUAAUUCAGAUGGCCGUCUUUGUUCUUAUUAAAUGAAACUGGCUCUUUCCAUUUCCAUCUCUUGUAGUUCUCACCGCUUAUCACUUUACUUUCUUUAAUGUACUUCAAGCGCAAAAGGAAACCCGUAAUCAAUUCUACCUCUACUUGUAAUCCUUUACCGAAGAAAAUGCUCAAAAUUCUCAAUUUAACUCCCUCGCGGAUCAAAGAUCUUCUUUUGAUGUUUUCCCUUUCCAUUUCCAUUUUUCUCGUCUUCCGCCACCCACAAGCGCCUCUCCCACUCGCCAUUACCACCCCAUCCCCAUCCCCCACGCUCCGCAAACACCUCCUCUUCUCCAUUGCUUCCUCCUCCAACUCUUUCCCCCUCCGAAGCUCGUAUAUUCGUCUCUGGUACACUCCACUCUACACGCGCGCUAUCGCCUUCCUCGACCAACCCGUCUCUUCUUCGGUCGACCCCACUCUCCCUCCCAUUAUUGUGUCCGGCGACACCAAAUCCUUCCCUUACACCUUCAAGGGUGGUCUUCGUUCAGCUAUACGUGUGGCGCGUGUAGUCAAAGAAGCGGUUGACCGCAACGAAACGGGAAUCAGGUGGUUAGUGUUUGGGGACGAUGACACUGUUUUUAUCGUUGACAAUUUGGUUAAAGUGCUUUCAAAAUACGAUCACGACAAGUGGUAUUACGUUGGGAGCAAUUCGGAGAGUUACGAGCAAAAUUUGAAGUACUCUUUUGACAUGGCGUUUGGUGGUGGAGGGUUCGCUAUCAGUUAUUCAUUGGGAAAGGUUGUAAGUAGGGUUUUGGACUCUUGCUUGAUGAGGUAUGCUCACUUGUACGGAAGCGAUGCUAGGAUUUGGUCUUGUUUGGCUGAGCUUGGCGUGAGUUUGACUCAUGAAUCUGGUUUCCAUCAGGUUGACAUGCGGGGUAAUUUUUUUGGAAUGCUUGCUGCACAUCCGUUGUCACCUCUGUUGUCCCUCCAUCACUUGGAUGCUUUGGAGCCAAUCUUCCCAAAUAUGAGCAAGACUCAUGCUUUGGAGCACUUCUUUAAAGCUGUGAAUGUUGAUUCUUCCAGGAUUUUGCAGCAAACUGUCUGCUAUGAUCAUUUCAAUUCGUUGACUGUUUCAGUUGCAUGGGGGUAUGCUAUUCAGGUUUAUGAGGGCAACCAACUCCUUCCAGAUCUCCUUUCACUACAGAAAACUUUUUCACCAUGGAAGAGAGGCGCGAAUGUUGCGGCUCACUUUAUGUUCAACACAAGAGAAUUUCCUAGAGAUUCAUGUAGAAGACCCUUAGUAUUUUUUCUAGAUAGCGUUCUAUCAGACAAAAAUGUUGUCUGGAGCAAUUAUACCAGGCAUUCUGAUGGAGAUUGCCUCAGAGCUAAUGCAAUAAAGAACCUCAAAGAUGUCAAAGUGGUAUCGCAGAAGCUUGAGCUUGAUGCUGAGCAGAUGAUGGCUCCUCGUCGGCAGUGCUGUGAGAUUUUGCCUUCAUAUAAUGAAUCAAUGGUUAUCAAAAUUAGAAAAUGUGGAGUUGAUGAAUUGAUUUCCAUGAAUGUCUAGCACUUCUACCAGGAUGACUUUUGAUGUGUGAAAACUGAAACAGACACAAAGCAUGCGGAACUUCGAUCAACUUUUGCUCACUUCAUGCUGUAAACUUGAGUGUUCUCCAUUUAGCAGCAAAAGGCUUAGCUGUUCUUGUUGGGGACAUUAUGCACACAAGCUCCUUCGAACAUGCAACCCCCAACUGUUCCAAAGGGGAGGAAACUUAUGACUAAAGAGGUCUUAGAUCAUUGGUUUUAGCAUUGAGUGACCAUGGCGUUAAGUACUGAAUAUUGGAAUGACCUUUGAUCAAAUGGAAGCUGCUUCGACAAACUCACCUUUUAAGAUUUGGUAAAUGGUAACCGAGGAUUUUGGCUGCUUUUGGUAAAUUGAUUGGCCUAAUAUUACAUUUGGAAUUUGAUUGAAGGAGGUAUGUGAAGAAAGAUAAUAAGAAUAAUAUUUGAUUGAAGGAGGUGUAGAAAAAUUCGAUGCUGAUUACCAUGUAGCUGUAUCAUCCUGUAUGAUAUCAUCUUUUGAAAUAAAUACAGUUUUAAUGAAAUAAAUACAGUUGCUGCCAUGUACCUGAUUUUAUUCUUAAUGUCUCUUCACUCUUGUUUCUUUGGAGUCUGGACCUGCUUAACAAUUUCCAUCACGUUCUAUGGUUUUUUCUUUCUUUUUUUUUAAAUCCUUUGUGCUUUUAAACCGACAAGUAUGUUCAAACGACAUUUGCACCCUUGGUUUGCUUUCGGAAUGUCAAGAAGCAUGAUGAUAA
Durio zibethinus is the source of this 2591-nucleotide messenger RNA. RefSeq names its product glycosyltransferase (DUF604). The record is from RefSeq and is a predicted model, not a curated record. NCBI's taxonomy places the organism in Eukaryota, Viridiplantae, Streptophyta, Magnoliopsida, Malvales, Malvaceae.